This is a messenger RNA of Cajanus cajan (pigeon pea), 1548 nucleotides long. RefSeq names its product protein THYLAKOID FORMATION1, chloroplastic. Gene Ontology annotation, cellular component: chloroplast thylakoid. NCBI's taxonomy places the organism in Eukaryota, Viridiplantae, Streptophyta, Magnoliopsida, Fabales, Fabaceae. The record is from RefSeq and is a predicted model, not a curated record. Gene Ontology annotation, biological process: photosynthesis; thylakoid membrane organization; protein import into chloroplast stroma.
ACUUCACAGUGUGGAUAAGCUUUUCGGUUUUCCCUUGUUUUCAUUCCAACACCAACCUUUGAAAGCAAUGCAGGUUCAGGUUGCUUCUCAAUUUUGUCCUCACGAGUGACACCUUCUGAGUUCUGAGUUCUCAUUUUCCCAUUCCCACUUUCCACCCAUGGCCGCUCUCACUUCUCUCUCUUUCUCCGCACUCACUCAAUGCUCACGAACAAAGCCUUCUCUCGCUUCCACUUCAGCUGACAUCUUUGCCUUUCGCACCCAUUUCUCCUACCACUAUGUCACUGUUCGAGCUUCCAAUUAUUCAGCUUCUAAGAUGGUUCUUCAAUGCAUGUCUUCUGCUACAGAUGUUCCCCCCACUGUUUCUGAGACGAAGUUAAAUUUCCUCAAGACGUAUAAGCGACCAAUCCCUAGUAUCUACAAUAAUGUGCUGCAGGAGCUGAUAGUGCAACAACAUUUAAUGAGAUACAAGAGAUCAUACCGUUAUGACCCUGUCUUUGCUCUUGGUUUUGUUACUGUAUAUGAUAAACUCAUGGAAGGGUAUCCUAGUGAUGAGGACCGAGAUGCCAUCUUCCAAGCCUACAUCAAUGCAUUGAAUGAAGAUCCAGAACAAUACAGAAUAGAUGCAAGAAAGUUGGAAGAGUGGGCUCGGGUUCAAAACCCUAGUUCUCUGGUUGAGUUUUCAUCCAAAGAAGGAGAAGUUGAGGGAAUUUUAAAGGAUAUUGCAAAAAGAGCAGGGGGAAAAGGGGAAUUCAGUAAUAGUCGUUUCUUUGCUGUAGGCCUCUUUCGGCUUCUCGAGUUAGCAAAUACCACAGAACCAACAAUUUUGGACAAGCUUUGUGCGGCUUUGAACAUCAACAAAAGAAGUGUUGAUCGGGACUUGGAUGUGUAUCGUACCCUGCUUUCGAAGUUGGUUCAAGCAAAAGAGCUGCUAAAGGAGUAUAUUGACAGGGAGAAGAAGAAACAAGAAGAAAGGGCUGAACCACAGAAGGCUAAUGAGGCCAUCACAAAAUGUUUGGGACAACAAUUGCUUGGUCUGUAGUUAUGGUCUUCUGAAACAAUCUCCUACUGAAGACUUCUUAUCCUUCACAUGUUUUUUUGUUGUUGUUGAUCUUUGAGUUGGAUAAGCAAAGUCGGAACUUCUAUCAUCUUCAUUUAGCAGGAUUUGAAUAAUCUAAAGAUAGGAGUACACUUCAAUGGAUAAAAUAUAAUAAUAACAGUUGAUUAUCGAUGAUUGAGAUUUUAAUAAAAUGUGUGUAAAAUAAAUUUGAAAUUUAUUAUAAUCUCAAUCGUUGAUUAAUCAAAAAUUAUUAUUAUCUGCUUCAUUCAAUAUAGUGUACAAUUUAGAGAACAAAUCCUUGAUUUUACAUAUUAUACUUAUUGUAAAUUGUAAACUCUGGUCAUGGUGAUCGUGAUCCACCUAAUCCUUUGUUUCGCCAAACCCACUAUUAGUUUAUCCGUCCAACUCGCAUUGUGGUCACCAAUAUAUUUUGUGGUUCUCAAACGCAAGACUCAAAGCCUAUGUUCUAGCUACCACUAAAUUUUUUUACA